Messenger RNA from Monopterus albus (swamp eel), 2396 nucleotides. RefSeq names its product homeobox protein engrailed-1-B. Gene Ontology annotation, biological process: regulation of transcription by RNA polymerase II; multicellular organism development; neuron differentiation. Gene Ontology annotation, cellular component: nucleus. The record is from RefSeq and is a predicted model, not a curated record. Gene Ontology annotation, molecular function: RNA polymerase II cis-regulatory region sequence-specific DNA binding; DNA-binding transcription factor activity, RNA polymerase II-specific. Lineage: Eukaryota; Metazoa; Chordata; Actinopteri; Synbranchiformes; Synbranchidae. The coding region runs from base 216 to 1055 and encodes 279 amino acids. The transcript is spliced from 3 exons.
UGCGCAAUAGUAAGUCGCCGACCAUGACGCACUGGAGCGCCUUUAGGCAAGCAGGAUGUCUACAGUUUACACGUAACUAUACGAGCCAGCAGUAUUCCAGAGAGAAAAUAACAAUGUUUUAGUGGUUCCUGAAGUCCCAUUUUGGAUACAAACACAGGCCCACAAAGUGGAAGUGGACUGAGAGAACAGGACGCGCAUUCUUCCGAGAGGCAGUGAUGGAGGAGCAGCGGGAUCUGAACAGCAUGGAUAGCAGCGAGGGCGAGAGCGUCUCUCCAUCUCCCAGCAUGCCCUCGCCGCCCAUACUGCCUCUGCAGGUCGCCCAGCAGGCCCAUAGAACCACUAACUUUUUCAUCGACAACAUUUUACGACCGGACUUCGGCUGCAAGAAGGAGCAGGACCUGGGCCCGCGGGAGAGAGCGCAGACCUCCGGCCGGGACCGCGUCCACCCGGUGAUCAACAGGCCCAGCCUUCCCAGGACACCGUGCCAGGACUCCAACUGCAGCAGUGACAGCACUUCGUCCUCCGCCUCGUCCACCUCUUUGACGACGGCUUCCUCCGUCUGCACUGGGAGCACUGGCAUGAAAAACGAGGAGAGGACUGGCGGUGGGGCUGGGGAGAACACUUCCUCCUCUGUGGUGGUGCUGAAUGGCACCGGGGCGCCCACGUCGGAGAGCCAGCCUCUGCUCUGGCCUGCCUGGGUCUACUGCACCCGGUACUCGGACAGGCCCUCAUCUGGCCCAAGGACACGGAAACUGAAAAAGUCCAAAAGCGGCAAAGAGGACAAGCGACCGCGCACAGCCUUCACAGCCGAGCAGCUGCAGAGACUGAAGACGGAGUUUCAGGUGAACCGCUACAUCACGGAGCAGCGGAGGCAGUCUCUGGCCCAAGAGCUCAACCUCAACGAAUCCCAGAUCAAGAUCUGGUUUCAGAACAAGCGGGCCAAGAUCAAAAAGGCCAGCGGCUUCAAGAACGGGCUGGCGCUGCAGCUGAUGGCGCAGGGACUGUACAACCAUUCCACCACCACCAUCCAGGAGGACAAGGAGGACAGCGACUGAGGAGCCCGGCCCACCGCGGAGGAGACGGGACUGUCUGCAGCGCUGUCCUCCACACACCCUGUAGCCUACGUGUAAAUAGGCCUAUAUAUCUAAUUUAACUAGGAGGCUGGGGAGGGAGAGCUGAGCGGCGCUUCUUCACAACUUCUGUCCAUCUCGUUCUCCUCCUCUUCAGAAGUGACUAAAGAGCAGAACAGAAAAAGAGACGUAAGACUCGGAUUGACGUGCCACCACAAAACCAAAGAUUUUGGAGAACAGCCUGGAAACCUUCACAGACAAACAGACGAAUCAUCUCCAUUCCACAGCCACGAUAAGACACCGCGAGCUGAUCUGUGCGCAGUUUUAGUUCACGUCCCUGCAGCUCGCGGUGUCCUGGCUGUGCUCAGCCACAGACACCUGCACACACCGGUUUCAGAAUACUUUUGUUUGGGCUGUUGUUCUUCUGGACCAACUAAGAACUGUAUUAAUCCUAUGGUCGAUUGUUACAGAGAUGUUACAGCUACGAAGCACGUGAUGACACCGUGGAAACACAGAAUCAUGGUUUUACUUUAAAAUCACUUCCCAGCCACAGGAAAUGGCUUCAGCAAUAGUGUACAAAUAUUGUGUUAUUUUUCACUUUGACAAUACACAGGCAACUAAAUAAAUGAAGUAAAUGAAUGACUCUGUAUUCUCCCACCAGAGUCCCACACAUGGAAGUGUGAAAGGAGCUUUGACACAAUGCAGAAAAUGUUUCAUACAGAAAAUACAAAGGCUAUACGUAAUUCAAAAGAUAAAUAAAAUGUGAACAAUCUAAAUAUUUAGUGGGGGCUAGCGUUGCAUAUGGUGCUGGCCAUCACCACAAACACUACACUAAGUCCUCCUAAUUCAUCUUAACGUUGUAAUGAUUCUGCUCAUUGUUCCUAUAAUGUGAGAGAUGUUCUGUUCUAACUAUGCUACAAGGCAAACGCACAGGUCAAGACAAGCCCAUGUUGUUUCAGGCCUCACACUAAUAAGAGCUGUCAUAUGGAUUCUGGUUGUGUGCUACUAAAUAGACUUGUGAUUUUAAAGUGAUAUCACCCUUUUAGCAUCUUUCCAGAAUUAGUUUGUAUUGUUGUUUUCUAUAACCUGACAUUUUUACUGACUACAGAAUUACUACAGUUCUUACCGAGGAUAUAUACACAGAGGCUUUAUAGGUUACUGUAUAUAUGCCAAAUCACAGACGGAUUUGGCCCCUCGGCACCUGAUUUCCUCUGGUGUUGUCUCAUUGUGACAGGUGAAGCUGCAGAGACCUGUCGGCCUGCGGGCACAUAUCACACAGCAUCAGCCUGUAUGAGAUCUAUGUCGGCGACUCCCCAGGAAAAAGCA